AUGGAGUGCGCCGGAAAGGGAAGCCGCGGCCGUUGCUCGGGCCCACCUACCAGACUCUGUAGCCGCUGCGAAGCCGUUGCAUAUUGUUCCAUCUCUCACCAGAUUUCACACUGGACUGUCCACAAAGAUGAGUGUGAACGGUUAGAACAGCAAAUGAAGCUGGCGGAUACGUUGAAGGAUUUUCCAUUCACGUUUUCUCAAGAAGUCGUUCUUCAGUAUCCUGAAAAACGUGAUUCUCGCUGCUCUUUCUUGAGUAAACGAGGAGUUCAUCAGCUGGGGAUGUGGUUGUCUGAAUGUAGCUGCGGGGCAUCGACUUCCUCUUUAUCCUGCUCUAGAGUAAUUGAUAGUUGGGAUCUUUCGAGCACAUCGUGUCCUUGCAGAGGGUCUUCCUCUCCUUUACUCAAGCAAAUCGCGAGUUGGAAAGACUACUAUGAAUGGAGGUCCAUCCCUUUUCAUUCUCCUGUUGCUUUGCUUCUUCACUGGCCACUCACAGUGUAUUGGGCUCAUCAACUUGCAUAUUCAAGAAGCUUGGUUAACAGAGUUGGUCACAAACUUUGUAUACAUUACCUUGGGCCAGAGAAAGAGUUACAUCAACUUGCCGCAUUUGGUGAAUUAUAUGCCCUUUUUCCUGGAGUGGACGUGCAUAUAUGUUUCGUGGGGCCUGAAAUUCCUCAAGAAAGGGAUGGCGAGUGUAUUGAUCUUUUCAGUUAUGCGAAGUGCACGCAGACUGACUGUGAAUGCAAGUCAUCUGGUGAUUGCACUCUCCAAUCGCUGAAUAGAUCUUCUAAAGUUACAAUACAGCUUCAUGCGGGUUAUUACCACGAUGUCCAUACAGAUUUGUUCAAGCAAUCUUCUCCUGAUUUAAUUGUAGCCCCAAAUGCGGGUGUUGCUGCCUACAGAAGCUGGUUACCAACUAUUGAGCUUUUAAAGGAGAUGCAAGUUCCAGCUGUUUUUUCUGAUUUUUGUGAAGAAGCUUCCUGUCUGGCAGUUAAUUGCAUAAACAGCAUCACUGGAUCUUCUCCUGCUAUUCCUAUCCAGUUAAACCCCUUUAGGCAUCCUCUGCCAAUAAAGGACAGUGCUUUAUUGCUUCCGUGCUAUUCAAACUGCUUUAUGUUUGGGAUGUAG
Messenger RNA from Oldenlandia corymbosa var. corymbosa, 1125 nucleotides. Lineage: Eukaryota; Viridiplantae; Streptophyta; Magnoliopsida; Gentianales; Rubiaceae. The record is from the annotation of a GenBank genome assembly.